AUGGAUCUCGACUGGGAGAGACGGAGAUGGGUUAUCUUCUUCUCUGUCCUCCUGCAGAAGAUACUUAUGUUUGUUAGGAAGCCGAUGGCUUGGUUUGGAUCUGCGAUCGAGUACUGGCCGAACCUUCUGUCGGAGAAUCAUGGUUUCAUCUCGCUCUUGUUUAAUAUCUUGACAGGGAGAGUGGUCUUUCCAAAAAAAGGGUCAUCAACUUAUAGAACUGUUAUUGGAUUUAGUGACCCGAGAGUGGAAUUGGAUAGGAAGAUUAAACCAACCGACAAGAAGUAUCACGCAGCACUGUCGAUGAUGGCCGCAAAAUUGGCUUAUGAAAAUGAAUCAUGCAUCCAAAGCAUAGUCAGAAACCCUUGGAACAUGGAGUUCUUGGGGUUCUACAAUUGCUGGAACGAAUACCAGAAGCAGUUCAGCACACAAGCGUUUAUGUUCAGUGACAAAACGGGUGAUGCCGAGCUCAUCGUAGUGGCAUUUCGAGGCACCGAACCCUUCGACGCAGUUCAGUGGUGCACGGACUUUGACAUCUCACAUUACCAGAUACCACAUGUCGGGAAGGUCCACCAAGGCUUUUUGAGAGCCUUGGGAUUGCAGAGGAAGCUUGGGUUACCCAAGGAACUGAAUGGGAGUAGAGUAAGCCCACCAUAUGCGUACUACGUCAUAAGAGAGAAGCUCCGGGAUGUGCUGAGCCGGAACGAGAGGGCCAAGUUCUUGGUCACCGGGCACAGCUUGGGAGGGGCUCUUGCAAUACUCUUUGCAUCCAUCUUGGCAGUGCAUGGGGAGAACUGGCUGUUGGAUAGGCUGCAGGGAGUGUAUACAUUUGGGCAGCCCAGAGUGGGAGAUCGAAAUUUUGGGGAGUUUGUGGAGCAGUACUUGGACAAGCCUAAAAGGAGGUACUUUAGGUUUGUGUAUUGCAAUGAUAUUGUGCCGAGGGUGCCCUUUGAUGACUCUGCUCUCUCGUAUAAGCACUUUGGGACAUGCGUGUACUUCAACAGCCUCUACAAACCGAAGGUGAUGAAAGAGGAACCAAAUAAAAACUAUUUCUCCCUUUGGACAAUUAUCCCAAAGUACAUAAAUGCAUGGUGGGAGCUCAUCCGAAGCUUUCUCAUUGGAUUUGUCAGAGGCCCAGAAUACAAGGAAGGGAAGACUAUGAGGUUACUGAGACUUGUUGCGCUGGUGUUUCCUGGGCUUGCACCGCACUUCCCUCAAGACUACAACAACUGCACCCGACUGGUGACUUCUCCUGCACUCGACAAGAGACUCGUGUGA
Molecule: messenger RNA, 1275 nt
Organism: Musa acuminata subsp. malaccensis (wild Malaysian banana)
Lineage: Eukaryota; Viridiplantae; Streptophyta; Magnoliopsida; Zingiberales; Musaceae
Source: RefSeq, a predicted model, not a curated record